Molecule: messenger RNA, 805 nt
Organism: Sturnus vulgaris (Common starling)
Lineage: Eukaryota; Metazoa; Chordata; Aves; Passeriformes; Sturnidae
Source: RefSeq, a predicted model, not a curated record
AUGGCGGCGGCGCUGGGGCGGGCGGCGGGACGGGCCCUGCCGGGGCUCCCGCCGCUCCUGGCCCGCGGCUGCGGACACGCGGCGGGCUGGGACCGGCGGGAGCGCUCCUACUGGCGGGCGCUGCGGCGCCGGGUGCUGGGCCCGCCCGUGCCGCCGUUCGCAGCCCCGGUGCAGGUGGGAGCCCCGGUGCUGCGCGGCGCCGCCGCCGCCGUGUCCCCGGAGCAGCUGGGCGGCCCCGAGCUGCGGCGGCUGGCGGCGGCGCUGGCGGCCGGGCUGCGGAGCAGGCCGUGCCUGGGACUGAGCGCUCCGCAGCUCGGGGUGCCGCUCAGGGUGUUCGCCGCAGAGCUGCCACCCGCCCGCUGUGCCCGGUACCCGCCGGCGCUGCGCCAAGCGCACGGCAUCGAGCCCUUCCCGCUCCGCGUCCUCGUCAACCCCGCGGUCCGCGUCCUCGACACCCGCCUCGUCACCGGCCCCGAGGGCUGCGCCAGCAUCCACGGCUUCUCCGCCUACGUCCCGCGGCACUGGGCCGUCCAUGUCACCGGCGUGGACGAGUGCGGGGCGCCGGUGAGCUGGGAGGCGUCGGGCUGGGCCGCCCGGAUCAUCCAGCACGAGAUGGAUCACCUGGAUGGGAUCCUCUACAUCGACCGCAUGGACACCCGCACCUUCACCAACGUGAGCUGGAUGGAGCUGCUGGACUGACCCCAGUGUGCCCACACGGGCCUGCCCUGACCCUGGUGAAAGAACCAGCGCAGCUCUGGGGGCUCCCACUCAGCUUUAUUGCAGCCAAUACAGACCUGUGGCCUCA